GAUUACAAGUGGAAAAAUAAAGUUUAACAAUAAUUUGUGUCUAAUUUUUUGCAAUUCAUUGGAAUCAACGUUUAUCCAAUCGAAAUUUCAAACAAUUGAACAAAUUCAUCAAUUUAAUUCAAGUUGUGAAUUGAGAGAUACAACAUUUUUGCGGAAACUAUGUCGUCAGAGAGUGUGGGCAAAAAGAUUACCGACUUGCGAGCAUGCGACCUCAACGCGGAGCUGGAAAAACGGGGCUUAGAGACGACUGGCAUUAUUGCACUCGUUGAUCGUUUGCAAAAGGCAAUCACCGACGAGGGUGAAGAUCCAAACGAGUACGUUUUUGAAACUGAUGACAAGAGUAAAACGCCAGCUAAAUGCGCCCGAAAUGAAUCAAAUCCUCCGAUUACGAAUGAAACACAGGCAAAUGGCGGUGAUGAAGAUGAGAAGCCCACAAAGAAUGCCGACGAAGAGGGUGAAGAUGCCGAAAAAACUGAAGAAACUGAAGAGGUCGAAGAAGUCGAAGAAGAGCCCGAAGAUAAGAAACCGGCAGCUGAUAACAACAACGAUGUCAAGGAUGCAUCGGAAGACAAUGAAAAUGACCAAGAGCAUUUGCAAUUGACGGUAGCCGAAUCGGACAAACUUGAUACGAGCAAUGUGGACAACGAGGACUCGCUCAACCUAACUAUCGGUGAAGAUGAAGCGAAAAUUUUCCAGGAUGAGGAACCUGAAGAAAAAGUCAAAGAGAACAACAAUAAGAAAGAUGGAAGUGAUGAUUCAGCUUCUUCGGCAGCAAACAACGAUGGUGAUGGCGAUGGCAAUGAAAAUAAUGAAAACAACACAUCGAAUGGUGGCAACAGUAAUGGUAAUGCAACAGGGGCUUCCAAGAAUGUGGGUAACAAAGCGGAUGAUGAUGCGGAUGGUGGUAGCAGUUCCAAGGGUUCAACAUCCAAUGCAAAUGAUGCACCAAGAAAAGAAGACAAAGGUGGUGAUUCAAACAAUGGAAGCAACAGCAACAAGAAAACUGAUGAGAGUGAAUCGAAGUCUUCAUCAUCAAAAUCAUUCAAAGAUGAUAAAGAAUCAUCCAAAACUGCCAACAGUUCGUCUUCAGCGACCAAGUCAACGUCGUCAUCGUCGAGCCGUAAUCUGUGGGUGUCGGGUCUAUCAUCGUUGACACGAGCCACCGAUUUGAAGAUCAUCUUCUCGAAAUAUGGCAAAGUGAUUGGCGCUAAAGUGGUGACCAACACACGAACACCGGGAACACGUUGCUUUGGUUACGUUACAAUGAACUCGUCCAGCGAUGCAACCAAGUGCAUUUCGCAUUUGCACCGAACCGAACUGCACGGUCGUAUCAUAUCGGUUGAACGUGCCAAAUCGGACAUCGGUAACAUUGGGAAUAAGCAAAAACGUAUAUCGAGCACCAGCGACAGCAAAAAGGUUGACGACGAAAAGAAAUCGUCAUCAUCAACGUCGACCAGCGAACGCCAGAAGGACGGUGCUGCUGACGCCGAUGAAUCCAAAUCAAAAUCCAACGCUUCGAAGACAUCGUCGUCGUCAACCAAAGAUAAGCCGGCAACCGAAGAAAAAGACGCAUCCAAAACGGAGGCUAGUACAUCCGAUAAAGAGGCCGAAAAGCGAAAAUCAUCAUCUUCAAGUCAUCGUGCCGAUGGCAAACGUAGUCGAGCAUCAUCAUCAAAAUCGCGUCGGCCAGCUGGUGCUGUUGCUGCGGCCGGCGAGUCCAAUGAUCGUAAUGUGCGUCGUGAUCGUAAGCGUGAACGUGACCGCGAAGCAGUUCUUUCCUAUCGCAAAAUUCGUGAAGAGCUUGAAAGACAGCGCGUGCGCGAAAGGGAACGUAAAUUACGCGAAGAAGAGCGUCAUCGGGCCGAAGCGCGUCGCCGUCAACGAGACGAAGAGGAGCGUUUGGUACGCGAACGGGAGCGUUUGAAGAAAGAACGUCAACGUUUGGAACGAGAAAAGGCAGAUCUGUUGCGACUUGAGCGUGAACGACAGAAACUUGAACGCGAAAAAAUUGAACUGGAACGCUUGGAAUUGAAGCGACAACAGCUAAAGAUUGAAGAGGCAAAACGGGCAAUAAAGCGUACAUCGGCUGACAAUGAUCGAUAUAAUGAAUUGGAUCGCAAGCGACCAGCGAAUGAUCGCAGAUUCGAACCACCACCACCACCACGUUUUGAUACGGCCAUUCGAUCAUCGAAUUAUGAUCGACCACCGGAGAAAAAACGUGUCGAUGACUAUCCAACCAGUUCAUCAAAGCGGAAUGAUGACUAUAAAUCGUCGUCACGCGGUGGUGCUGGUUCGUUGGGCAAUUCAGAUGUGUCGUCGUUCAAACGUCCCAUCAACGAUGGCUACAAACGCUCAAAUGACAUUGAACCACCUUCACGCAGCGGAGGCGGAGGCAGUGGAGGCUAUGAUCAACGCGGUGUCGUUUCAUCGUUGGGCACAUCCACCAAAGAUAAUCGAUUCAACGAUCCCGUUGAUAAUCGACACAUGAGAAGCUCUGGAAUGUCUUCGAGUAAAUCACGUUACAUGGAUAAUCACAGUAAUGGAGGCUCAAAUGAUCGCUAUUCCGAUCGCCCAUCAUCAACUUCCUCAUCGGCAUGGGCAAAUCCAAACAAUGGACCUCCGUCGUCAGUUAAAUCAUUCGGCGGUUUACAAUCAGUCACAAAUGAUGUUUGGGGUGCAAUUAACAAGCCACAAACCCACGAUGCGGGCAAUUGGAGCCGAUCCAUGGAUCACCAGAAUCAAGAUCGUUAUGAUCGCACCUUCAGCGAACGAUCCAAAUAUAUGGAUGGACCGGCUGGAAAUAAUGGCGGUAGCAGCCGUCCAAGUUCUUUCAUCACAAAUUCAAGACCACAGGAACGAUACAGUGCUCUUUCAUCGAGAUUUGAUGGACGUUUCUAAACGGGAAAAAUUAAUGGAAGAACGAAAACAAAACACUUUUAGACAUACAUUUAAAGAAACAGAUAUCCAUUUAUCUACUCACAUUUUCCAAAAUAUCUUCACAAAACAAAUGAAUAUUUGAUUUCAUUAAGCUAGAUAACCAGAUUUGAUAGACCUUAUUAGUGCACAUCCAAAAUGCAUGCAAAAUGAAUUGCGAAGAAAUCACAAAAAAAAAAUCAAUAACUGAACAUUUUAGCAUAUGUUCACCAAACGAUGAGAUGAAUCCAUGAGUUCCCAAGCGAAACAGUAAGAUGAGAUUCUAUCAUGACGAUGAAUUUCAUCGUGGAAUAGCGGCUAGCGUAUAUAAGCAACACUUCUCUUUUCUCACUUCUGCAUGCGCUAUGGAGCUACAGUCAUGUAUAGGUGUGCGUGAAUAGCAUACUAUGUUUAACACAGCAGCAGUGAGAAAGGAGAAGUUUUGCACACACGCGCUCGCCGCUAGUCCACGAUGAAAUUCAUCAUCACGAUAGAACCUCAUCUUACUGUUUUGCUUGGGUUCCGUUCAGUUGAUUUGACUUUCUGUUUGGCAAUUUACCUUAUAAUCCAGAAAAAAAAAACAGAGUAUAGGUUUAAAUAGUAGCGUACAUUAUUUUAGUAUUCGUUUUUAUAUUUUUUUCUUCUUCAUCUUCAUUGGACUAAAAAAUGCUGCUCGGAAGAGAGACCGUUGCAAAAAAAAACAAACACAAAUAUGAUUUUUUUCUUGAAAAUUUAGAACGGUAAUCACAUCAUUAUUGGAUGAAAAAUGUAUGAUUUUAUGAAUUUGCGAGGAUUUACUUAGAAAAUAAAAGUUCAGCACAAUAUAUACUGUCAGAUAAAA
Messenger RNA from Sitodiplosis mosellana (orange wheat blossom midge), 3754 nucleotides. Its product is annotated as SAFB-like transcription modulator. Gene Ontology annotation, cellular component: nucleus. Gene Ontology annotation, biological process: regulation of transcription by RNA polymerase II; regulation of mRNA processing. Gene Ontology annotation, molecular function: sequence-specific DNA binding; RNA binding. The record is from RefSeq and is a predicted model, not a curated record. NCBI's taxonomy places the organism in Eukaryota, Metazoa, Arthropoda, Insecta, Diptera, Cecidomyiidae.